Messenger RNA from Aedes aegypti (yellow fever mosquito), 5930 nucleotides. It is a transcript of the gene flz, whose product is annotated as mucin-5AC. Bases 1194 to 5345 code for a protein of 1383 amino acids. Gene Ontology annotation, molecular function: serine-type endopeptidase activity. The transcript has 8 exons. The record is from RefSeq and is a predicted model, not a curated record. Lineage: Eukaryota; Metazoa; Arthropoda; Insecta; Diptera; Culicidae. Gene Ontology annotation, biological process: proteolysis.
AGUCGAAUCCCAACUGGCCAUUGAGGAAGGUCACACCACGCUCAGAUACCUUGAAUGACAUUCCCUCUCGCUACUACGACGCUACUGGAGAGCCGUCCGUAGAUAGGCAUCAUCGUAUCGUGCUUUGUGGCCUGUGAAUCUGCGAAUCGCGAGGCGAAAGAAAGUGGUUUGAGUGAGUCCGCGCGCGGAAAAAGAAAGUCGGGCUGUCGAACGCAAUCCAACGAGCCUAUCCAAUCGUGUGCGGUGGACGAAGAAGGAAGAAGUGCGCGCCACGUUAAGCCGAAGAGAGGCAUCCAGCGAAGAGAAAUGCGCCAGUGCUGGUGGUAGCUUUACAUACCCCUUGCUGCCAGCUGCCAGUUCAAACCGUUUUCGGCCGUUUCGCGGACUGGUUGGUACUUUCUUUUUCGCUGCUGCUGCUGUUGCUCCCGGACGAACACUUGAUCCAGGGGCCGAACGAGCCACUGCCCCAAACCCAAAACAGUACGGACGGAGAUUGCGGUUUUCUUCGGCCGCGUUACAAUACAAAAAACACACAAUACUCCGAUCUGGGGAAAAAAGAGAAAAACCAACGGAUUAUUUGCAAACGAUAAUUAUUCAAAUUUCUCGACUCCUCUUAAGGCCGGGCGUACGUCUGCCGGAUAGUGACCCAGUGUUUUUCCGUGAUAUCUCGGUGAUCGCGCGAGUGAAGGAAGCCCGAUUCAGUGUUCAGCCCCGUUAGGUCAUCGAUAGUUUUUUUUCGCUCGACCGGAGUGUGACAGUCAAUCAAUUCAUGGAUUUCGUCAAAAGAAGAAAAGUGACCUAACCGUGUUCCAUAACUUUGCAGGGAUCAGGAAAGCAACGGAAGAGUUCAAGGUUCUCCACUUUUGCUCCACCGUCUGGAAUCUGGCUCUCGGGAGAAAGUGUGUGAUGUUCGUAUCGCUGUAGUCGUCAACGCGAGCGAAGUGCGGUUUUGCGUCGACCAACCUUGUCCCGGUUUCGAUGGGAUUGAUCAAAAACAAAUAAACCGGGAAGAAACGUGCGGAGAUACCUACAAACAGAAUUGAAGUGUCGGAAGAAUUCUUAAGGAGCUGUUCGAACGACGGCGUGUCUAGAUCAUCUCGGAUAAGGGUGUGUCAGUGUUUGGUGAUACGUUACGAGAGAGAGAAAGAAGCGAAGAAGUGUUUGCGAAGAAGGCCCACGAUAGAAGUGACACGAUGGUGACGGGGAACGUCAAGUGGCGACUGCCGGGGGCAGUGCCGAUAUUUGCGCUCGCCGUGAGCUGCCUGCUGAUGGCGAUGUUGAUGCCGCUGCACGGAGUAAAUGGGCUAAGUUCAACAGGUGAAAGAGAGAGCCGAAAGCUGUUCGGAGGCUACCGGAUAACACCGAAAUUCUGCAACGCCACGCGGUCACUGUUGAAGCGAGAUUCUGACCGGCGAGGGCCAACGAUUUGCAUGUUCAACCAUGAGUGUUUUCAACGGCAAGGAGAAGUGGUUGGUGCCUGCAUGGAUGGUUUCCUUUUCGGUACAUGCUGUGAACUGCCGUUGUCGAAUGAUGCUUCCAUGGUGACUGACUCUCUUAUGGAACAAUUUAACUAUACGGACGAUAUGGAAACCACUUCCCAGUCUCCUCUCAGCUCUGCCAUUGCCAGUCAGUAUGAGAAGUUUGGAAGUCAACUUUCUGGAUCCGGAACUGGCUAUGGACCAGUGAUUAAUUAUGAACCCAUCAAACUGGAAAAUCCCGUAAAGGAAAGUAGCGAUUCUACUGGAAGUGCAAGUAUGCCAAGUGCAGCGUCCAGUGAAAAGCCUUUGUUCAACAAGCUCGACAACAACUAUAUCACAAAUGACGAUCUAGACGAAGAUAUCAUGCAGAGCAGUUUGAAUUCCCACAUGUACCAGUUGUCGGACAAUGCGGUAUCCGUAUACUCGCCAUCCACUUCAAACAUCAAGUCUGAGGAAAUCGAUAUCGGUACUACUAUCCCACCACCACCAGUUCCAAGCGAAGUCAGCUAUGUCAAGAUCGAUAACCACAAUAACGUCUACAGCUCGGAGAUUCCUUCUUCGUUAAACAAAUACAACGAGCAUUUCUCCGAUGCCAAUGGAGCCUCUGCACCAUCGAUCGAAUCCAGCACAGACAUCACUUCGAGUGGAGUUCAAAUCAUUGCCAACCAGAUCUAUCAGGAAAAUCAGCUGUUCGACCACAGUGACAUCACGCAUCCAGAAGCCGAAACAGACCUCUUCAACGAGAAUGGCGCCGUUGAUCAAAGCUAUGCCGGUCCCAACGAUUUUGCCAACCAGGAAAUCGCAACGGAGGUGCUGACCACAGAAAAACCAGUGAAAAUUACCCACCCAAAGCCUCAGUUCAAACCUAAACCUAAGCCAACUCAAGCAACUGAACCAAACAACUACGUACUUGUACAUACUAUUUCUAGUGACACUAAAGACAGCGAAAACCAAACCACAAAACCAACUGUCUCCGUCAACAAUAUCCAUUCGAUUGAAUCGAUCAUUCUGAUGUUGAACGAAACGAACCUUGGACCACAGUACGAAACGGACUCGGACACCAAACAUGACAACGUGACCGAGACUUCUCAGACUCCACCACCCGAGACCACCUCGCAGGCGUCCUAUGCGACGUCCUCGAUUGACUACGAAAAGUACGGACCGACAAGCUUCUACAUCACCAAACCCCAGAAGACGAGCCCUCCCACCACCUUACUAUCCACUAAGGUCCCUUCGACCAGCUAUGUGUACAGUCCAAAGCCUACGAGACGGCCCAUUCUGGAACCGGUUGUAGUCCAAGCUACCUUACUGACGAGCGGAUACGGAACGACAGCUGUGACUCAAAAAGACCCAGCUAUCUCCGUAUCGACCGUUCGUCCACCACCAAACAAACUUGUCGUCACAGCUGGCGGUAAUCAACGACCUAUCAUCAUUACAAGCGAUGGAGAACACGCAGUCUCAUCCGGAUACUACACUGCUGCAUCAACUGCAGCACCUGUUGCAGUCUCUUCAGUUCAACCAACUAAGAAAGUGAGCGCCAAUCCUUCGAAACGACCAGCGUCCACCACCAUCAACCUACCAGAAUACAUCGUUCAAUCGUCAACACUUUCCCACCAAUCGCCAGCUCCUGUGAACAACGUUAACUAUGUCCACAUUGCCAGUGCAUCCGAUAAUCCAUCACCAACUGUCCACAUCACACCGAAACCGGUUCCAGGACUUGUUACCUCAAGUACAUGGAACAAUAAACUGACCAGCCCCGUCAGCAACCAACGUCCAGGUUACUACGAAAACACACCUCCACCAGUCUACGUCUCAUCUCUUGCUGACUUUGCCGAUGAAGGCUACUUUGGAGUAACGAAACGACCUGGAGUAGCUCCUACCGUAUCAUCCACUGCCAUCUAUACCAUUGUCGAUUCCAACAACGUUAUCGGUCAUAUUGCUUCAUCUACAUACUCUCCUGGUUAUCCGUCGGUGAAUCGAAUCCCACCUAAUCAACAACCCACCCAUAUCUACAUCGCCCAAGCUGUCGAAUCAUCUACCAUCAAAAACGAACUCUACACGACUCCUGAUGACAUCAACAACUUCCCACCAGUUAGGAAUCCCAAUCUUAACCUGACGGACUCUACCAUGAUGAGCAACAUCACUAAAAUCGAGAAUGAUCACUUCUCCGGAAUCAACGAUGAAGACAAAGUCAACAUGCUGGUGAACAAAAUCGUGGAGUCUUUCAAUGGAAACUUUGACGAAUUGGAAGCAAUUUUGAAGGAAAGGAAGAAUCUAACUCUGAGUGCAUCCACAACGACGCUCGCCACUACCACUACCACCGAAACCCCAACUACUACUACCGUGAAGGUAAAGACUACAAGCUCAACAAGCAAGCCAGUGACAAAGAAGAAGAAGAAGCGUCCAAGUGGCAGCAAGAAACCAUCCAACUCUACGUCCAGUUCUUCGACUAGCAUCAAGAAGCCUACCACAACCAAACCAACCAUCAUCGAACAGGAUACAGCACCUGUAUCUACCUACGAAGCCACCUCCACCACGAAACCAGUUUCCAAGCCAUCGAAAAAACCCACCAAGACUAAGCGUCCUAGUAACUCUACGAAACCAACUUCAUCAUCUUCCAGUAAACCAGUAGCAACUACCGCCCUUGACACGCCGACGAAACCAUCAAAACCAUCCAGUACAAAGCCGAAACCAAGUUCCAGUUCCACAUCGACACGCCCGAAACCGACGACCAGCUCGAAACCUCAAGCCGACGAGAAGCCAGCCACAACCGCAUCCAAACCAUCAUCGUCCACCACGAAGAAACCAUCGCGACCCUCGACCUCCAAAAAGCCCGCCAAGAAGCCCACCAACCGACCAACGCCUGCCGAAACCGAACCGGUAACGCUGACCACGACCCGCAAGCCGACCAAGGCGACGAAGCGUACCACGAAGCGACCGACGACGACGACCAGCACCACUACAACCACCCCAGCCCCGGAGGACGAAAUCAUUGACGAGGAGGAGAACGUCGUGGAGGAGGAAGAGGAAGAGGAGGACGUCGGCGAGGAGACCAACAACGAGACGGUUGAUGACCAAGCGCCAAGAAAAAUACUUUGCGGUCAGCGACCACUGAUGAAGAGUGCCCGUGUCGUUGGAGGAAAGGCAGCCAAGUUCGGAGAAUGGCCCUGGCAGGUGCUGGUACGAGAAUCGACCUGGCUCGGACUGUUCACCAAGAACAAAUGCGGCGGAGUUUUGAUCACGAACGAAUACGUCGUCACGGCUGCACAUUGUCAACCUGGCUUCUUGGCCUCGCUCGUUGCCGUGUUCGGAGAGUUUGACAUCUCGAGCGACCUGGAAACGAAGCGAUCAGUUACCAAGAACGUCAAGCGAGUCAUUGUGCACCGACAGUACGAUGCGGCCACCUUCGAGAACGAUCUCGCCAUCCUGGAGCUGGAAAGUCCCAUUCACUACGAUGUUCAUAUUGUGCCAAUUUGCAUGCCAUCAGACGAAGCUGACUUUACCGGCCGAAUGGCGACAGUAACCGGAUGGGGACGUUUAACGUACGGUGGCGGAGUGCCUUCGGUGCUACAGGAAGUGCAGGUCCCAGUGAUAGAGAACAGUGUCUGCCAGGAGAUGUUCCACAUGGCCGGACACAACAAGAAGAUCCUGCCGUCGUUCGUUUGUGCUGGCUACGCGAACGGCAAGCGAGAUUCAUGUGAGGGUGACAGCGGUGGUCCACUAGUGUUGCAACGUCCGGACGGUCGCUACGAACUGGUCGGAACGGUAUCCCAUGGAAUUCGCUGUGCGGCCCCAUACCUGCCCGGAGUCUACAUGAGGACGACGUUCUACAAACCCUGGCUGCGAAGUGUCACCGGUGUGAAAUAGGAAUGAUGACAACUACAACGAUGACGAGGACGACGACAACGACAACGACGUCGACGACGAUGAUGAUGAAGAUGGGAAGCCGACGCUUUUCCUCCUCGUUCUCCCCCACAAGUUGUCGCAGUUUAAUUAGUUUGUAAUGCGCGCGUGCGAUGAAUGGAAAACGACUAUGCAUUCCAAUUAUGUAAGCGGGACAAAAAGAACAUUUGAGGUGCACGUUUUGCGAUGUGAGUGGGUGGUAUUGGAGUGAGAGCCUGUUGGGAAUGAAUGAUCGAGCGAGUGUUGUUUGGAGCUGUAGCGAAAUUUCGUAGGUAGUUACGUUUUAGGGAACAAAUUGCAAUAAUUUAUCUAGCGAUUAGAUGGAUGUGAUUUGGAGUCAUUGUUAAGGAUUAAUUUAUUGUUGUUGUUAGUAUUUAAAUUAUUUAUUGUCUAGCUUGUAAGCGAGAACCCCGAUCAACAAACACAAGGGAUUACAACUGACGAAAGGGUGGGAAGCAAAUGACACGGUGUAAAAAUGUGAUUAUUUUAAUUUAUUUCGAACAGAGAGAAAAUAAGAAAUUCCUAUUAAAGAAAAUGACACUGUUGAAC